GCAGGGCCUAAUGUCACUGUGGGUGCAGCUUGGUUGGAGGAUGGGGUCUGUCGGGAGCACUAAGCAUGUGUUCACCUGACACAGUUCUGUCCCUGUGGGAUGGAUAGCUUAUCUGCAAGGCGGUUUGAGUCUAUCUAGUGGAAAACAGUCUAUUUUAACUUUAAAAACAAACAGACACGCUUUGUACCAAAUGUUUAUAUUGUGACUAAGUUCUUCAAAUGUACUGAUUGUGAUGGCAUUUGCAGUGUUUUUGUUGUUGUUGUCUGAUUUUAUGAGUGUUCACUUUAAGACUCCUUGUUGCAAUGGGACACUUUGGAAACGGUUCUUUGAAAAGGCUGAGAAGAGGACUUCCUGGGAGUGCCGGCCCUUCGGUAGGAGGGCCCCGUGCUCCGGGACUGCACUGGAGGCGGGCCCUCCCCACACUCUCUCGAAGCGGACUCCUGGCAGCUGGGUCUCAGUCAUCGGGGGUCAGGCUGUGCGCCCAUGGAGGAUGACCAGAAGAGAAACUGGCCCCAGAAAAAGCGCGGCGCGUGCUCAGGCCGCCCUUGCGUUUGCACACUGCUCUGCACUGUGGAUUUCGGCACUUAGACUUCUUUAUCCAGACACAUUUUAACCACUUCGGUGGACGGUUUCCUCCUGAGACACUGUGUUUUGCAUGAGAGCAGGCCAAGGCUGAGGGAAAAGCAAAGUUAAAAUUGGUUCUCUUUCGUAGCGACCUGUUUUGUCUGACAUUUCAGCCAGCUUUUUUUUUUUUUAAAGUAGUUUCUCUGCCCCUCUGCCCUUGUAUACAGACAAAGCAGCUAGGCAGCUUCUCCACUAGCUCUUGAGGUCCCCCUUCCCUUCCUUCCCCCCCCCAACUGCUGUGCCCUCCACCCCGGCAGUAGGCCACUUAACUGGGGAACCCCUUGUCUGGUCAUGGGGAGGGCUGUCUGGGGGAGGAUCCCCCCAAUUCUCCUGCCUCUGCUUUUUAGGAACUACAUGAAUGACAGUCUGCGCACAGAUGUGUUCGUUAGGUUCCAGCCCGAGAGCAUCGCCUGCGCCUGCAUUUACCUGGCUGCCCGCACACUCGAGAUCCCUCUGCCUAACCGUCCCCACUGGUUUCUUUUGUUUGGAGCAACUGAAGAAGAAAUCCAAGAGAUCUGCUUAAAGAUCCUGCAGCUGUACACUCGGAAAAAGGUUGAUUUGACGCACCUGGAAAGUGAGGUGGCAAAGAGGAAGCAUGCCAUCGAGGAGGCAAAGGCACAGGCUAAGGGCCUGCUUGUGGGCAGCACACAGGUUCUGGAUGGCACGUCGGGAUUCUCGCCAGCCCCUAAGCUUGGAGAAUCCCCCAAAGAAGGCAAAGGGAACAAGCCCUCUCCACUGUCUCUGAAGAAUGCGAAGCGGAAAGCAGAGACCUCAAAGAAGGCGAAGCCCGACAGCCCGGUGAACGGCUUGCCAAAGGGGAGAGAAAGCCGGAGCCGGAGUCGAGAGCAGAGCCCCUCGAGGUCCCGGUCAGGGUCCGCUUCCCCGAAGAGGAGAAAAAGCGACAGCGGGUCGACGUCCAGCGGGUCCAAGUCCCAGAGCCGUUCCAGGAGCCGCAGUGACUCCCCCCCGAGACAGGUGCGUCCUGGUGCCCCCUACAAAAGCACCAAGGUGAGGAGCUACACCAAGUCCAGGGAGUGCAAGUACCCCGCCCAGAAACCCCCCAAGUCCCGGAGCCGCAGCUCCUCACGCUCUCGGAGCCACUCUCGGGAACGGCCGGAGAAUCCUGGGAAAUACAAGAAGAAAAGUCACUACUACCGAGAUGAGAGGCGGGAACGUUCUCGGUCAUACGAUCGAACAGGCCGCCGCUAUGACCGGGACCACCCUGGGCACAGCAGGCAUCGCAGGUGAGCGCAGGGCCCGGUGGCGGCUGCUGGCCAGCCGCCUCUCAGACCAUGGAGUCCUCCCCCCCAGCCCUCCUGCCACGCACCCUGUGACUGAGGGUCCCUUCUGCGUGGCUCCCUUUGAGGAGUGUCGUUGACUCUUUGGACGUUGUUCUGAAUUUGGAAAGUGGAUUUGCGAGGGCUUUGUAGUGCCCCUCAGGUGGCCAGCCCAUGCACCUACUCACAACCCCUAUACUGGACCUGAGGCACACCCACGUCUGAGCACGGGGCACCCCCAAGCCUGCUGGCUGCCGGAAGGAACAGACGCAUGCAUGGUGAGAGUGGUGGAGCUCGGUGCUAACGACAAGCUGUCUCUCCCCCAGACGGACGCUCAAUUACGUUCAACUAAGAAAAAUGAUUUUUAGAAUCUUUGCCUAUAUUAGGUUGUACUUAUUUAUGUAUAUAUUUUGCGGUGUUUAACAGUACAAUAUGAGAAAAGGCCUUAAUAGCCCCUCUCCUCUGUCCAUGUUGUAAAUAAACACAUGUUGGAUACAAGCAAAAGCUGUCUAUGGACACACAGAACCUGGAUUCUGGCAGCUUGAGACUUGUGUGGACAACUCUGAUUUUUAAAAUGUGAAGGUAUUUCGCGCUGUGUUGAAAGUCGUAUAUUUUUAUCUGUGCAAUGCUGCGUGCGGGCCACCAGCUCCUAAAUAGAGACAUUUCCUAUAUAUGCAUUUUAUGUGGUUUGAAUAAACAAUUCUCUCUACUCAGGACCUUUGGAACGUCGAAGGGUUUGUAGUUCGUUCCCCUGCUCGCUUCGUACAGCCGUGGUGGCGGGUGCAGCUGGCGCUAUCCGUUGUAGGGGUACGCCCAUGCUGUCGCCGCCCCGUCUCAUUAAAGUGUCGGCUUUUGUACUUA
Echinops telfairi (small Madagascar hedgehog) is the source of this 2762-nucleotide messenger RNA. RefSeq names its product cyclin-L2. The record is from RefSeq and is a predicted model, not a curated record. Gene Ontology annotation, cellular component: nucleus. The transcript has 6 exons. The coding region runs from base 916 to 1872 and encodes 318 amino acids. Gene Ontology annotation, molecular function: cyclin-dependent protein serine/threonine kinase regulator activity. Lineage: Eukaryota; Metazoa; Chordata; Mammalia; Afrosoricida; Tenrecidae. Gene Ontology annotation, biological process: regulation of transcription by RNA polymerase II.